Molecule: messenger RNA, 2064 nt
Organism: Amborella trichopoda
Lineage: Eukaryota; Viridiplantae; Streptophyta; Magnoliopsida; Amborellales; Amborellaceae
Product: putative methyltransferase PMT28
Cellular component (GO): endosome; trans-Golgi network; cytoplasm
Molecular function (GO): methyltransferase activity
Source: RefSeq, a predicted model, not a curated record
AUGGCUUUGCACCGGUUUGGGCGCUAUGGUAAGCAUCGGUCUCCUCCAUUAACACGGGGCUUCUGCCUUAAGCUCAAUAGCAAUGUGCGCAAAUCAGAGGAUGGGCUUCCCAAGCAAGAGGAAAAGAUCCAUAAUGGAGAUGUCGAUCGUAGUCCAAAUCUGACUCAGAAUGGAAAAUCGAAAGAUGGGGUCAAUAGAGGAACCACUGAAAAAGACGUAGGAGAAGAGGGAGGUAAGACAAAGUUGGACACUGAAGAACUUGAGAAGUUGGUGGCUGAAGACCCGGAUGAACUGUUGGGGGAUGAUGAUGAUGAUGAGGGGGGGAAGACUCAGAGCGAAGAGUCUCAGCAAGAGCUAGAAAACGAGCACGAAAAUGGAGGUGGGGCAAAAGAAGGAAAAGAAGAAUCUACAGGUGAGGAAGACGCCACAAAUGACUAUACGGUUGAAGAGAAUAAUGGUUCAAAUGAUAAGGGGAAGAAGAAGAAGAAGAUUACCGAACCCUUAUUCGAACCUGAUACUCAAUAUACAUGGAAACUGUGCAGAGCUAAAAGUGGCCAUAAUUAUAUACCUUGUCUGGACUUCGAGGACGCCAAUCCGAGGCUUCAGGGGCAUCGGCACCAGGAGAGGAUUUGCCCCAAAACAACUCCAACUUGCUUGGUUCCCCUUCCGGAUGGGUAUAGACUCCCAUUGAAAUGGUCAGAGAGCAAAUCUGUUAUUUGGUUUAGAAAUGUGGCUCACCCAAAGCUUGUGGCAUUGGCAAAAAAACAGAGUUGGUUAAGGAUAUCUGGUGACAAUCUUACAUUCCCUCGGAACAAGUCGCAGCUCAAGGGUGGUAUGAUGCAUUAUAUUGAAUCAAUUGCAGAGGCAGUUCCUGAUCUUGAAUGAGGCAAAAACAUUCACAUAAUAUUGGAUAUUGGGUGUUCAGAAGCAAGUUUUGGAGCUGUUCUCUUUGAAAAAGAGGUGUUGACAUUGUGCUUGGGAUUGAAGGAUGAUCUAAUUGAGUAUGCACAACUUGCCCUUGAGCGUGGUAUUCCUGCAAUUAUUGCUGCUAUGGGAUCGAGAAGGCUUCCUUUCUCAGGUGGCAUUUUUGACGCCAUUCACUGUGGUGGUUGUGAUGUCUCCUGGCAUUCCAAUGGUGGGAAGCGUCUGCUAGAGAUGAAUAGAAUUUUGAGACCAGGAGGUUACUUUAUUUUGUCAACUUCACAUGAUGAAGUUGAACACUCUGAAGCUAUGUCGACGAUUACGGCUUCCAUCUGUUGGAAUAUCCUUUCUCAUAAAACAGAUGAUGUUAGUGAGGUUGGUGUAAAGAUCUAUCAGAAGCCAGCAUCAAAUGAUAUUUAUGAGUUGAGAAGGAAGAAAGACCCUCCGUUAUGUGAUGAGAUGGAAAAUCCUGAUGCCGCCUGGUAUACUCCCAUAAAAAUGUGUCUCCAUACAGCUCCAUCUUCCAUUGAACAACAUGGGACUGAGUGGCCAGAGGAAUGGCCCCAAAGGCUUGAAACUUAUCCCGAGUGGUUAAACCAUCCAAAGGAAAAGUUUGUUGCAGACACUGAACACUGGAAAGCCAUUGUCAGCAACUCUUAUCUUAGUGGAUUGGGAAUUGCUUGGUCGGCUGUGAGGAACGUAAUGGACAUGAAAGCAAUAUAUGGAGGGUUUGCAGCAGCAGUGGUACCACAAAAGGUCUGGGUAAUGAAUGUAGUUCCUAUAAAUGCUCCGGACACACUUCCAUUAAUCUUUGAAGGGGGGCUUCUUGACAUUUACCAUGAUUGGUGUGAGCCUUUCAGCACUUAUCCGAGGUCCUAUGAUCUUUUGCAUGCAGAUCAUCUGUUUUCUCGGCUCAAGAAUAGGUGCAAGCCUCUGGGUAUUAUUGUGGAAAUGGAUCGACUAUUAAGGCCUGGUGGCUGGGUGAUUGUUCGCGAUAAGGUGGAGAUCCUGGAUCCACUAGAGGCUAUAUUGAGAUCACUGCACUGGGAAAUCAGGAUGACAUAUGCCCAGGAAAAGGAAGGAAUACUCUGUUCGCAGAAAACCAUGUGGCGUCCAAGUCAAACACACCAUGGAUCAAACUGA